This is a messenger RNA of Lathyrus sativus (Indian pea), 5151 nucleotides long. NCBI's taxonomy places the organism in Eukaryota, Viridiplantae, Streptophyta, Magnoliopsida, Fabales, Fabaceae. The record is from the annotation of a GenBank genome assembly.
AUGGCCAAAGGCGUAAUUUCUGACGACGAAGAUGAGGUUGAGCUUGAUAUGGACGAGAGAGAGCACAUUGACGGUGAAGAAUUGGAAGAAGGAGGUGGAGAUAUGGAUGAGGAUGAUGAGGAAGAAGAGGAAGGACAGGAUGAAUAUGAAAAGGAUGGAUUUAUAGUUGAUGAAAUUGAGGAAGAUGAUGAGCAGGAUGAAGAAGAAAGAGCAGACAGUGACGAAGAGCGGCAGAAGAAGAAAAAGAGGAAGAAAAAGGAGGAGUAUGUCCUUGAUGAAGACGAUUAUGAGUUGCUGGAGGACAAUAAUAUCAAUAUUCAUCGUCGGAAGGAAAGCAAAAAGUUUAAGCGAUUAAAAAAGGGCCAGAGGGAUGAAGAGGGGCAAUCUGGACAAUCUGACGAAGAAGAGCUUUAUGGAAGUGGUAAGGUUGGGCGAACUGCCGAGGAGAAGCUUAAACGCAGUUUAUUUGGGGAUGAUGAGGGAACUCAUCUUGAAGACAUUGCCGAAGAGGAGGAGCAAGGAGAAGAGGAGGAGGACGCUGACAUCGGAGAAGAAGAUGAAAUGGCCGACUUCAUUGUGGAUGAAGAAGAAGUUGAUGAGAAUGGAGCCCCUGUGAGGACUAAGAAGCCAAAGGGUGUAAGAAGGACUAGGCCAGCACCGGGAGUCUCAUCCUCAGCUUUACAAGAAGCUCAAGAAUUAUUUGGUGAUGUCGAUGAGUUGCUUUUGGCUCGCAGUCGUACUCGAGGAUCAGAUGAUUACAAAGAGACUAGGCUUGAAGAUGAAUUUGAGCCUAUUGUUCUCUCUGAGAAAUAUAUGACAGAGAACGAUGACCGAAUAAGGAACUGUGAUAUUCCUGAGAGAAUGCAGAUAUCGGAGGAGAGUACUGGUGCUCCUUCACCUGAUGGAAGUAGUAUAAAUGAAGAGAGUCAGUGGAUAGUUAAUCAAAUUAAAAGUGGGGCAGUCCCUUGGAUUCCCAAGUUAGAUUUAGGCCCCAAAAAGGAUGAUAAGGAGGGUGUACCAGUUGUCAAGGAUGAUCUACCAAUUAACGAGGCUGUACCAGUUGUCAAGGAUGAUCUACCAAUUGACGAUCUACCAAUUGACGAGGGUGAUAUUGUUAGAUUUUUGGAACUGCAUCAUGUGCAAAAAUUAGAUAUUCCUUUUAUUGCCAUGUAUCGCAAGGAGGAGUGUUUAAGCUUAUUGAAAGACCUAAAGCGACCUGAAGCUGAUAAUGAUAAUUAUGAUAAGAAUAACAAAACACCUACUCUAAAAUGGCACAAGAUACUUUGGGCUCUACAGGACCUGGACAGGAAGUGGCUGCUUCUUCAGAAGCGGAAGAGUGCCCUCCAAUUAUACUACAAUAAACGUUUUGAAGAAGAGUCUCGUCGUGUGUACGAUGAAACAAGACUAAACUUGAAUAGGCAAUUGUUUGAAUCAGUUAUGAGAUCAUUGAAGGAGGCAGAAUCAGAGAGGGAGGUUGAUGAUGUUGACUCCAAGUUCAACUUGCAUUUCCCACCAGGUGAAGCUGGUGUUGAUGAAGGAAAGUACAAAAGGCCAAAACGGAAGUCAAUGUAUAGCACUUUCAGUAAGGCAGGUCUGUGGGAGGUUGCAAGCAGGUUUGGGUCUAGUUCUGAGCAAAUCGGAUUAUGUCUAUCUGUAGUUCAGCUGCAUGAGUUCGUAGAUCCAAAGGAAACACCAGAAGAGGUGGCUUCUAACUUCACAUGUGCCAUGUACGAUACCCCUGAAGAAGUUCUUAAAUGUGCUAGACACAUGGCAGCUGUUGAGAUAAGUUGUGAGCCUAGCAUAAAGAAGUAUGUUCGUAACCACUUUAUUGACCAUGCUGUGGUGUCAACCUCCCCAACUGCCGAUGGAAAUGUAACCAUAGAUUCGUUCCAUCAGUUUUCUGGGGUGAAGUGGCUGCGAGAGAAGCCUUUACAUAAAUUUGAGGAUGCCCAAUGGCUCCUUAUACAGAAGGCAGAAGAAGAUAAACUCAUUCAAGUUACUAUUAAGCUUCCUGAAGAAAAUCUUAAUAAGUUAAUAGACCAAUUCAAUGAGUAUUAUAUCAGUGAUAGUGUUAGCAGAUCUGCUCAACUGUGGAAUGAACAGAGGAAGCUGAUACUGCAUGAUGCAAUUUUUCGAUUUCUUUUACCAUCAAUGGAAAAAGAAGCAAGAGGCGUCUUAGCCAGCAAAGCAAAGCACUGGGUACUUACGGAGUAUGGGAAGGCCUUGUGGAGUAAGGUUUCUGUGGGGCCUUAUCAACAAAAGGAAAGUGAUCUUAGCUCGGAUGAUGAGGCUGCUCCUAGGGUUAUGGCCUGCUCUUGGGGCCCUGGAAAGCCACAAACAACUUUUGUUAUGUUAGAUUCAUCGGGAGAAGUGCAAGAUGUGCUAUACACUGGGUCGCUUACUUUAAGGUCGCAGAAUGUCAAUGACCAACAAAGGAAGAAGAAUGACCAGGAACGCGUGCUGAAGUUUAUGACAGAUCACCAACCACAUGUUGUUGUUUUAGGAGCAGCAAACUUGUCUUGCACUCGUUUGAAAGAAGAUAUAUAUGAGGUUAUAUUUAAGAUGGUCGAGGAAAACCCUAGAGAUGUUGGGCAUGAAAUGGACGGGCUCAGUAUUGUGUAUGGAGAUGAAUCUCUGCCCCGGCUUUACGAAAAUUCUCAAAUUUCCUCUGAACAACUUCCUUCGCAGCAGCUAGGUAUAGUGAGGCGGGCUGUUGCUCUUGGUCGAUUUCUCCAGAACCCAUUGGCAAUGGUUGCAACAUUAUGUGGUCCCAGAAAGGAAAUAUUGUCAUGGAAACUGACUCCUUGGGAGAGUUUUCUCAACCCGGAUGAUAAAAUUGGGAUAGUUGAGCAGAUUAUGGUAGACGUGACCAAUCAGGCUGGCUUAGACAUAAAUUUAGCAAUAAGUCAUGAAUGGUUAUUUGCUCCGUUACAAUUUAUUUCGGGGCUUGGUCCACGGAAGGCUGCAUCCUUGCAAAGAUCACUAGUUAGAGCCGGCUCAAUUUAUACCCGGAAGGACUUUUUGACUGAACACGAGCUUGGUAAAAAGGUGUUUGUCAACGCAGUUGGUUUCUUGCGUGUGAGGCGAAGUGGAUUGGCUGCUAGCAGCAGCCAAUUUAUUGAUUUGCUGGACGAUACACGAAUUCAUCCUGAGUCUUAUAUUCUUGCACAAGAGUUGGCCAAAGAUGUCUAUGAUGAAGACGGCACGGGGGAUGCAAAUGAUGACGAUGAUGCUCUAGAGAUGGCCAUAGAACAUGUGAGAGAUCGACCUAGUUAUUUGAAAAAUCUGGCUGUUGAGGAAUAUGCUAAGGACAAUAAUCGUCAAGACAAGAUUGAAACUUUGUAUGAUAUAAAAAGAGAAUUGAUUCAAGGUUUUCAGGAUUGGCGUAAGCAAUAUGAAGAACCAAGUCAGGAUGAGGAGUUCUAUAUGAUUUCAGGUGAGACUGAAGAGACUCUCGCCGAAGGUAAAAUGGUCCAGGUUACAGUUCGCCGAGUUCAAGCCCAAAGAGCAAUAUGCGGGCUUGAAUCUGGAAUGACCGGAAUUCUUAUGAAAGAAGACUAUGCAGAUGACUUGAGAGAUAUAAUUGAAUUAUCUGAUAGGCUACAUGAAGGUGACAUGCUCACUUGUAAGAUUAAGUCAAUCCAAAAGAACAGAUAUCAAGUCUUCCUUGUUUGUAAAGAAAGUGAAAUGAGAAGUGAUCGGUUACAUCACAACCACAACUUCGAUCCAUAUUACCACGAAGACCGGAGUUCCUUGCCUAAUGAGCAAGACAAAAUUCGGAAAGAAAGGGAGCGUUCAAAGAAGCAUUUCAAGCCUAGGAUGAUUGUUCAUCCACGGUUUCAGAAUAUUACUACCGAUGAAGCAAUUGAGUUCUUGUCAGACAAGGAUCCUGGUGAAAGUAUUUUCCGUCCUAAUUCUAAGGGUCCUUCAUACCUUACUUUGACUCUUAAAAUUCAUGAUGGAGUAUAUGCCCACAAGGAGAUAAUUGAGGGCGGGAAGGAACUCAAGGACAUCACAAGCUUACUGCGAAUCGGAAAGACUCUUAAGAUUGGAGAAGAUACUUUUGAGGAUUUAGAUGAGGUUAUGGACCGAUAUGUUGAUCCCUUGGUUACUCAUUUAAGAACAAUGUUAAAUUAUCGCAAGUUCAGGACGGGUUUGAAAACAGAAGUUGAUGAAGUUUUGAAGACCGAAAAGGAAGAGAAUCCAAUGCGCAUAGUUUAUAGUUUUGGCAUCUGUCAUGAACAUCCUGGCACAUUUGUAUUGACUUACAUAAGAAGUACAAAUCCACACCAUGAGUACAUUGGUCUUUACCCCAAAGGAUUCAGGUUCCGCAAAAAGAUGUUUGAGGAUAUUGACCGGCUUGUGGCAUAUUUUCAAAGGCACAUCGAUGAUCCACAAAAUGAUUCAGCACCUUCCAUUAGAUCAGUAGCUGCAAUGGUGCCAAUGCGAAGCCCUGCUACUGGUGGCUCAUCAGGGGCAUCUGUGGGUAGUGGCUGGGGUGGCUCAAACAGCGAGGGUGGUUGGAGAGGUCCCUCGUAUGAUAGGGAUCGGUCUUCUACUCCUGGUUCCAGAACAGGACGACCUGAUUACAGAAAUAAUGGGAAUCGAGAUGAACACCCUAGUGGAUUGCCUCGUCCAUACGGUGGUGGACGAGGGCGUGGUCGCGGUUCUUUUAACAAUAGUAGUAGAGGACACAACUCCAACAAUGAAAGGCGUGCCGGUGCAACCAGAUGGGGAUCUGCCGUGAAAGAUGGGGAUGACAGUUUAAGCAACUUCCCAGGGGCUAAGGUUCAAAAUUCCCCUGGAAGAGAAGCAUUUCCAGGUGGUUGGGGUGGAAGCAGUGGCUGGGGAGGCGGAGCUAGUGGUGGUGACAAAAGUGGCCGGGGAGGUGGAGCUAGUGGUGGUGACAAAAGUGGCUGGGGAAGUGGAGCUAGUGGUGACAAAAGUGGCUGGGGAGGUGGAGCUAGUGGUGGUGACAAAAAUGGCUGGGGAGGUGGAGCUAGUGGUGGUGACAAAAGUGGAUGGGGAGGUGGAGCUAGUGGUGGUGACAAAAGUGGCUGGGGUGCUGGUACAAGUGAUGCUGAGCAGGGAAACUCUGGCUGGGGAACUGGAUCCAAGAAAGCUGGCGACAAUGGAUGGUCUGGAAACUGA